Molecule: messenger RNA, 828 nt
Organism: Podospora anserina S mat+
Lineage: Eukaryota; Fungi; Ascomycota; Sordariomycetes; Sordariales; Podosporaceae
Exons: 1
Coding region: 1-828 (275 amino acids)
Biological process (GO): protein processing
Cellular component (GO): endoplasmic reticulum; Dsc E3 ubiquitin ligase complex
Molecular function (GO): protein binding
Source: RefSeq, a predicted model, not a curated record
AUGCCAAGCCUUCUCUUUGCGGGGAAAUUUGGAGAAAGCCCCAAAGCCAAGACUCAACGGCCCCAUCCAUGUCUUUUGUUCACCCCUGCAUCGUCAUCUUCCCAACUCCCAAUUCCCAAUUUCGAGAACACCAUCCCACCACCACCCACCGCCAUCAUGAGCAGCAGCAGCAGCAGCAGAAAAUCCCGUCCCAAACGCGACACAAGCGUCGGUUCCUCGUCAUCCUCUUCCAGCAACGAACGCCCAACCGCCCCAUUACUCCAUCCAUCAUCAGCUCCCACCCGGGCAAGAUCCAAAUCCCCAUUACCACCACCCCCCACCCAACAACCACUCCACAUCACCAUCCGCUUCAGCACCUCCCUCCCCGACCUCGAACUCGACAUCCCCUCCCCCUCCACCACCACCGUCAUCGCCCUCAAACACCUAAUUCGUCAACACCUCACCCCCACCACCGGCGCAACCUCCAACCUCCGCUUCAUCCACAACGGCCGCAUCCUCCCCGACACCUCCCCCUUGUCAACAGUGUUCAAGUCCCUCCCCCCACCCCCGCCAUCCCAAUCCCUCCCCGACCCAAAGGGAAAAAGAAAAGAUGCACCAGUACCAGAACGACGCGUCUUCAUCAACUGCUCCAUCGGCCAUGUCCUCUCCCCCGAGGAUUUAGAGACCGAGUCAAAAGCUGCCACCGCUCCACCUGCAGCAGCGGCACCAACACCAGCUGUACCCGAGGAUGGAGGCGGUAACAGGACAGGGAGGGAACCGAGGGGGUUUGAUAGGUUGGCGGGGAGUCUGACGAGGGAGGAGAUUGUCAACUUGAGGCUGACGUUUUAG